AUGCUGCUUGUCAGAAUUGUCUUGUUUAGUUGGAAAGAAUUCUGUCCCUUCCAAUCAAGAAGAGAGAGUGGGAAAGAAGAAAAUGAGGGUCCUCGGACAGUGGUGGGCGUUGCUACGUUUGAUUCAAAUAUCCAUUUUUACAAUCUAAAACGUGCAUUGCAGCAGGUUAGUAGAUGGAUGCUGGGGGCCACUCCGCUAAUGGAACUUAUGAUUGCCGCUGGAAAGGCUGUUCCUAGAUUGCAGCUAGAACAUGGUCUGGCUGUUGAUAGAGUUUAUACAGGGUCAUUUAUGACGUCUCUUGACAUGGCUGGGUUUUCCAUCACUGUGAUGAAUGCAGACGAAGCUAUUUUGGACCGCUUGGAUGCUCCAACUAAGGCUCCAAAUUGGCCUGUUGGUGCUGAUGGGUACCGUCCACCUGCUCAGAUUCCUGUUCCGGUUCCACCGUCUCAUACAAACAAGAAUGAAGAGACAUCAAAUCGGCCCAAACAGCUUAGUCCUCUGGGCCAUAUUCUUGAGGCUGCUAUUGAAGCAGCUGCAACUGCAGUUGUCAAUCUCAGGGACAGUUUAAAUGAAUGGGACAGCAAAGUUGGUGAUGGUGAUUGUGGAUCAACAAUGUUCAGAGGUGCGUCCGCUAUUCUUGAAGACAUAAAAAGUUAUCCACUGAAUGAUCCAGCAGAAACCGUAAAUGAAAUUGGAUCUUCUAUUAGGAGAGUCAUGGGAGGAACAAGUGGAAUCAUAUAUGAUAUAUUUUGUAAGGCAGCAUAUGCACAGUUGAAAGCUGAUAGCCAUUCAGUUAUUACGCCCCUACACUGGGCUGGUGCAUUUGAAGCCGCAAUAGCUGCAGUCAGCAAAUAUGGUGGAGCCACUGCAGGUUAUCGUACAUUAUUGGAUGCUCUUAUUCCAGCAUUGUCAGUUCUCAAAGAGAAAUUGACUGCCGGAGAUGAUCCUGUUGAAGCAUUUGUUCUUUCUGCUGAAGCAGCAGUUGCUGGUGCUGAAUCAACUAAACACAUGCUCGCACAGGCUGGCCGUUCUUCAUAUGUCUCGACUGAUAUUCUUGCUUCAGUUCCAGACCCGGGGGCCAUGGCUGCAUCCUCAUGGUACAAAGCAGCGGCCUCAGCCGUAAAGGAUAAAUACCGAGCUUCAUGA
Fraxinus pennsylvanica is the source of this 1146-nucleotide messenger RNA. The record is from the annotation of a GenBank genome assembly. Lineage: Eukaryota; Viridiplantae; Streptophyta; Magnoliopsida; Lamiales; Oleaceae.